Columba livia (rock pigeon) is the source of this 2780-nucleotide messenger RNA. RefSeq names its product NK2 homeobox 5 (gene NKX2-5). The record is from RefSeq and is a predicted model, not a curated record. Gene Ontology annotation, biological process: cell differentiation; regulation of transcription by RNA polymerase II. The transcript has 2 exons. Gene Ontology annotation, cellular component: nucleus. Bases 977 to 1876 code for a protein of 299 amino acids. Gene Ontology annotation, molecular function: DNA-binding transcription factor activity, RNA polymerase II-specific; RNA polymerase II cis-regulatory region sequence-specific DNA binding. NCBI's taxonomy places the organism in Eukaryota, Metazoa, Chordata, Aves, Columbiformes, Columbidae.
UAAUGUUUGUUUCAUCGACCCCAAACGCGUUAAAUUACCGAGCUCCCACUUCUACCCGGGAAUCCCGGGGCCUGCGGGGACCUGGUCAGUGCCGGGGCUGGUCCCCGCUCCCGGCCGCAACCCAGGGGCAGGUUUCCCGUCACCAGGACCCUGUAUAUUUUGCAGCGCCUUUAACCCACACUUCUCGCAGACAAUGCUACUUGUGUGUUUGCUUGUUUGAAAGCUUUACAAACAGCGGUGGGGAAUAACCCAACCAGCAUUCCCCCCCUUCCAAAGCCAGGCAGGGCUGUUUAGGCUCUCUCUUCUAUCAGCUGGAUUUUGCGGGCGUUAUGCUACUUCAGAAUAUCUGUAUAAACCUUAAACGCGGAUUUCCCCUGGAAUGCGCUUCACACAACAGCGAACUCACGUUUUCUAGUUCCUGCGAUCGAAUAUUGCAGAAUUGUAAAAACGAAAGCUCCUUUCCCUCGUUAAAAAAAAAAAAAAAUAAAGAAAAAAAAUAAAAUCAGCACAUAUUUGGUUGACGGUUUCCUCCCGGCCUGUUUGUUUAAUCUGACUGUAUGAUAGAUGGCAUCAGAUAGUGGCUUUGUACACAUUAGGCCAUUCUGGAUCUUUUUUUUUAAUGGAUCAACAAACUCAGCGGGGAAAAGCUGGAUAAAUGCAGUGCCGCCCCUUUAAAUGAGUGGGGAUGUUUUUGAGAUGUAUUACUAUAUUAGGUGACAUGGAACUUUGCAUCUCUCAUACCAUCACUGCAAUGUUGGCCAAUAGAAAGCUAAAGUUACCCAAAAACUGCCUAGUCCCUCCUUCCCUUCCCUUAUGGUCUGGUCCUACCUGCCUCCAGUGCACAAGUCAAGGCUACUCGCGGGAAUGCUAUGUGCCCCCUCCGUGAGCCCACGCUCCAGCACUGCGACAGCUUGGCUGCUCCUCACCUCCUUUUCCAUGACCCUGGGCUCCGGCCGCUGCCCUGCUCCCCUCUGCAAUGUUUCCUAGUCCUGUGACAACGACACCCUUCUCGGUCAAGGAUAUUUUGAACCUGGAACAGCAUCAGGGCGGCCUGGCCUCCAUGGAGCUCUCCUCCCUGGCCUCCCCCUCCUGCAUGCUGGCCACCUUCAAGCAGGAGACGUUCAACGCCGACCCCCCGGCCCUGCCCGACCUGCGGGAGGAGCUGCCCGAGCCGCACUCGGCCAAACCCGCCGCCUUCCCCGGCUCCUACUACGUUAAAAGCUACGUGGAAAUGGACUCGGCCAAGGACACCAAGGCGGACAAGAAAGAACUGUGUUCCCUGCACAAGAGCCUGGAACAGGAGAAAAGAGAUCUGGAAGAUCCCGAGCGCCCCAGACAGAGGAAGAGAAGAAAACCUCGCGUCCUCUUUUCUCAAGCCCAAGUCUACGAACUUGAGAGAAGGUUCAAGCAGCAGAAAUAUCUCUCGGCUCCUGAGAGAGACCAUCUAGCGAACGUCCUAAAGCUCACCUCCACCCAGGUGAAAAUUUGGUUCCAGAAUCGAAGGUAUAAAUGCAAAAGGCAGAGACAGGAUCAGACCCUCGAAAUGGUGGGCAUCCCUCCCCCCCGGCGGAUAGCGGUGCCGGUGCUGGUUCGCGAUGGAAAGCCCUGCCUGGGGGAGUCUUCUCCAUACAGUUCGCCGUACAAUGUCAGCAUUAACCCCUAUAGCUACAACGCCUACCCCGCGUAUACUAACUACAACAGCCCCGCCUGCAACGCCAACUACAACUGCAACUACCCGUCCAUGCAGACCAUGCAGCCUUCGGCGGCCGGCAACAACUUCAUGAACUUCAGCGUCGGGGACUUGAAUUCAGUGCAGACGUCCAUCCCGCAGGGGAACGCGGGGAUCUCCACGUUGCACGGAAUCCGAGCCUGGUAGAGCCCCCCCCGCACCCAGCCUGCCCCGCUCCGUGGGCCACGGCCGCCGACGGGACCGCACCGCCGGGGAUGGAAGGGCUUCGGCCGCGCCUGCGAGCCGGUCUCGGGACAUUGCCAGGCUGCGGGGGAUGCGGACAGUUCUGUGUAGCACCCCGGUGGAGUUCAUUACUACGGCGGCCAUUUCCAGCGGGGAGGUUUUCAGCGUUUCGUGCGGUGGCCGCGCUCCGUGCGGGGCCAGGCGGGCAGGAGGGCUCGGUGCUGCCUGCACCGCCCGACUGGUGCGCCUGGCCCCGGCCCUUCUCGCUCUCCCUUCCACCGGGGUCUUCGCCCCAAUAAUUCCCUCCUUAUUUCCUACAAAGCAGACGGUCAGUUUGCUUGCCUUGUUCCAAACAACAGCGAGCCAAGCCCUACAAAUUCCCCCCUCCCCCUUUGAUUUUUACUCUAUACUAAUUAUUAUUGAGAUCCACGUUUAAUUUUUGCACUUCCCGUACGGUCCCCGCUGUCCGGCCGGUUCAGCAUCUCGCCAGCCCCCAGGUCUCCUCUUGCAGAGCUGCUAACGCCGGUCUCGGUUGCGCCCGCAGGUGCCCGGGGCCGGACCGGGGCCGGACCGGGGCCGGCGGCUCUCUCCAGCGCACGGACGAGGACAAACUCCCCCAACCCGGCCGAGGAUUACAGACACUCCGACCUGCCAGAUCCCCAUAGGGUUAUGCACUAAAACGUGAGUUAGGAUUGAAAUGCACUGUCCGCCCCUCGCCCCCGCCGUCCGUUCGUACGUGUUUCCCUUUGCUGUACAAGCUGAUGGAGAUCAGCGAGUUGUCAUUAAAGAGAGUGGCUUAACUUUGCGCGUCCCUGACCUUCCUUGUGCGGUCCGGGCCCUCCAACAGCCCCGGCGGGCGGUGGGGAGC